Messenger RNA from Brassica rapa (field mustard), 813 nucleotides. RefSeq lists its product as uncharacterized. NCBI's taxonomy places the organism in Eukaryota, Viridiplantae, Streptophyta, Magnoliopsida, Brassicales, Brassicaceae. The record is from RefSeq and is a predicted model, not a curated record.
AUGAAGGGCCUAGCGACGAUGAUGCAGCAGUUGCUCCAGGGUCAGAAAAUUCAAGGGAAGGCGUUGAAUCAGGCCACCACGGUCAUCAACUCAAGGAUGAACCACAUGUUCAAUGACUUGAGAUCGCGCAUAUGCGUCAGAUGGACGUAUGACAAUGUAGCUAGCCAUAUGCGUCAGAUGGACGUUCAGAUCGCGCAUACAGCCGAUAGCGUCAAGAGACAACAAGGUACUCUACGUGGAAAGACCGACAAAAAUCUAAAGGAAUGCAGUGCCGUAGCACUAAGGAGUGGAAGAACACUGCCGGAUGCAGCCCCUAAAAAACUAUCAGCAGCAGAGAAGGGCAAGCAAAAGGAGGGCGAGCAACCACAAUCCGAAGCUGGUCCUUAUCUGACGAGGAACCGGAACAGUCUACUGAGACGGAUCCAAACUCUGCUGCUACACCUGUUGAGCCUGUUCCUUCACGCGAAUACACUCCUAAGGUUCCAUACCCUGUUCCAGCAAAGACUUCUCGCAAGGAUAGGGAGGAGACAAAGUAUCACUGGGGACAGUGAGCUAUUGUUUGUUUCAAAGGAGUGCAGUGCAGUGCUUCAGAACAAGCAGAUCAAGAAGUUGGGUGAUCAAGGAAGUUCAAGUGUCAACCUCAUGCCUUACUCGGUGGCAAAACAACUGGGUUUCACAGACUUCAAACCAACAAGAAUCUCCCUGGUGUUCGCGGACACAUCAGUCAAGUUACCGGUGGGUAUUCUAGAAGAUCUCCAUGUUCGAGUGGGAAACACCUUUGUUCCGACAGAUUUUUUUGGUUCUAGAGGUUGA